AUGGGACUGGAACCGGAUACCACCUACGCGUUUCGCGUAGCCGCCACAUCCGCUCGCGGUACAGGAGAGUUUUGUGACGCAGUUCAGGCUACUACCCUGCAGUCAAGUACAGUAGCCGCCACAUCCGCUCGCGGUACGGGAGAGUUUUGUGACGCAGUUCAGGCUACCACCCUGCAGUCAACUCCUACGGGCUCACCUCUUCUGCUCAACGUCACCGCGACUUCUUCAUCAUCUCUGCAUGUGAUCUGGUCAGCACCAAAAUCCGUGCACAAAAUUGUACAGUAUCGUAUUCAAUAUCGUGUUGUGAACUCGGAAAACGGCACUUCGACGGCUGUCAGUUCGAGUUACGAGGAUGACGUUGAUGAUGAGGCUUCUACCACAAAACCACCUGUUGUCUAUAAUGUGCUGGUGAACGCAAGUGAUGUGACAUCUGCAAAUGUGACCGCAUUAGAGCCAUUUACGGUCUAUGAAAUCACAGUAGCUGCAGUGACAGCCUUCGGCUACGGUCCUGACAGCGGUCCAUUACGCAGGAGAACGCUUGAAGAUGGUGAGAAUUAG
This is a messenger RNA of Strongylus vulgaris, 558 nucleotides long. The record is from the annotation of a GenBank genome assembly. NCBI's taxonomy places the organism in Eukaryota, Metazoa, Nematoda, Chromadorea, Rhabditida, Strongylidae.